CGGAGGUUUAAGCAAAUGUUGGAUGAUACGAGAUGUGAUGCAUUUCGUUUGAUAGUAAAUGAACCAUACAACGUAUGAUGAUUAUUAUGAAUAGAAAUACUAUCAUAACUCUCGGAUAUACCAAAAGAAAAUCACGUGAACUUAUGGGCUAAGAUAAGCAGAAGAUGGUCGUCAGGUGCUUUCAUGUCGUUCAAAGAUGUAUUUGUAUUAUUCUGAUAUUGUGUCUUGUUUUCUUACAAGGGACGGAUUCGUCUGACAAGGUGAAACGGAAAAGGCGUGCCGUACCGUUAGACAAAGAGUGUGAACAGUCUGAACUAACGUGCCAACCAGAUGAACAAUUUCGAACGAUGGACGGUUCGUGUAACAACUUGGCUAAUCCUAGAUGGGGAAUGUCGAACAGACUUCAAAACCGACUUCUAAAAAAUGUAUAUGACGAUGAUAAAGGCGCUCCUAGAGCUGAAGGAUGUAACAGUAAGCUGCCACUCGUCCGCCAAGUCAGCAACAUCAUACAUGCGGCAGGAGAAACAUCGGACCUUGAUUACAUACGUUCCCAGUUCAUCAUGACGUUUGGACAGUUUCUAGCACAUGACACUAAUCUUACACCAAUGGUUGAAAAAGACAGUGGAGGGGAUCUUGAGUGCUGCGGAGAAGACAGUGACAACACUGAAUGUCAUAAUAUAGUCAUUCCCGAGGACGACACGAGGUUUAAACCAGGUGAAUGCAUGCCCUUUUCAAGGUCUGUAGGUCGGCUUGACUGCAACGAUGUACGGCAACAAGUGAACAUGCAAACUUCAUAUAUUGAUCUGUCUAUGUCAUAUGGUAAGAACAUGGAAGAGUCUUCAAAUCUCAGAAACAAAUCAGGAGGAAUGUUAAAUGCUGUAAAUCCCGGAGACUACUUGCCAGUUGAUGAAUCUCCCAAAAAAUGUGAGUUAAGGGUACCCGCCAAUCCUCCAUCCAUAUACUGUCCCAAAUCAGGUGAUCCCAGGGCCACUGAAACACCUGUGCUCGCCUCGUUGCACACAAUCAUACACAGAGAACACAAUCGUUUGGCAGAAGCAUUAGCUGGUGUAAACCCUUCAUGGUCUGAUGAACAGCUCUUUCAAACAGCGAGAAAAAUUAAUAUCGGCCAAUGGCAACAUAUUGUGUACAAUGAAUACCUACCGGCAACUAUAGGAUCAGAGAAAAUGGAGGAAUACGGCAUUGAUGUGAAGCCCUCCGGACACCACGACACGUACAACGAAAGUAUGGACGCCACGGUCUUCAAUGCCUUUUCAACAGCUGCGUUUAGAUUUGGACAUUCACUUAUACCACAGGCCCUUUCGAUGGUAGAUUUUGACUUUAGUCCAAAGCGGAAAGCGGAGGAACUUAAAAAUCAUUUUUUCAAGGCGGACUUGUAUCAUACGUAUAAUAAGCUAGGAAUAGAAUAUUUACUAAUGGGAAUGGCAAACUCCCCAUGUCCAAGAUUUGACAGGAAAUUUGAAAAUAGUGUCCGACAAGAUCUUUUCUUCGAUGAAAAAAAAGUCGGUGAAAUGAAUGCCUUUGACCUUCCUGCGUUGAAUAACCAAAGAGGGCGAGAUCACGGGCUUCCUGGUUAUAAUGAAUAUCGUGAAUAUUGUGGAUUACCAAAGGCAACCAGCUUUAGUGAACUUGUUGACCAUUUACCAGACGUAGCGGCACUACUAGAAAACGCUUACGAUUGUACGGACGACAUUGACCUUUUUGUUGGAUUGGUAACAGAAAAACCGUCUAAAGGUAGCCAAGUGGGUCCUGUGACUCAAUGUCUUUUGGCACAACAGUUUAAAAAUCUGAAAGAUGGGGACAGAUUUUUUUACGAGAGACAAGGCACAGGAGGGUUUACUCCAGAUCAACUCGAAGAAAUCAAGAAGAUUCGUAUGUCGACAUUGUUUUGUUUAAAUACUGAUGCAAAGAAAAUUCAAGGCAAUAUGUUUCUAAGAAUAAAGAGAGCAGAUGGAAAAAAGGGAUCAUGUUACAAAGACUAUUUUUCCGAGCUCGAGGACUGCGAUAACAUGACUGGAGUAAACAUUUAUCACUGGAUAGAUAUGCAACAACCUUAAGAGUAGAGUACAAAUUGUAAAAUAUCUGGACAGUCGGACAAGAACACCCACAAUGUUGCGCAGCUGUAGCUUGGGAAAAUAUAAGACUUUUUUUUCUGUUUAGGCUAAAGCCAUAGCUGUUUGUAAUUCUAUUUGUAGAAUAUUCAAAAUGUUCGCAGUUAGUUUUAGAAAACUUACUGUAUUUUCAUUUUUGAUACACGUCAUGUAAAUGUAUAAACUGAUUCGUACCCUCCUCUAGGAUCAAAGGAUAUUAUGUCAAUAUAAACAUUCGUCUGUCUGCACAUCCAUCCGUAAGUACGUCAAAAAUUCUUUUAAAGUACACUUGUGCGUACAUAUAUAGAUAGACGUUGUAAUGUGGAUAUUUUUUUCUCUAAUUAUUUAUCGCACCUGAGGGAAUGAUUAUGCCUCUUCAAAAUCUGAGGGGAGAUAUGUUGUUGUUUUUUCAUUCCGGUCUGUGUUUCUAUCGGUUGCAAACUCGUGUCCGCUCUUUAUCUUUACUCCCUUUAAGGAUUAUCAAGUAACUUGCUGCCACAAAUGUUUGGCAUUAAGAAACCAUGUGCGGGACGGAACUUGCAGACAUGUUUGUUCAAGGUCAAGGUUGAGUCAUGGUCAGAAAUUUUACGCUUUUUACGUCCUCUCAUUAUUUCUUAACCCCUUAAAAGGACUUGAAUAAUUUGGCACAACUGUUUGUAAUUUAGAGACUACAUGCAGAGCACAGCUCCAUUUAACAUUUCAUUGAGAUACAUGAGCUUUUUUCAUUACUAUUCAUUUUUUUAUAUUUUGUAUCCUAUGUAUCGAAUAAAGGAGGGUUUGUUAAUUGUUACAAAACAAAGCACAUAUGUAUUGAAUAAAAUGUAAAAAAGUCAA
Mercenaria mercenaria is the source of this 2942-nucleotide messenger RNA. RefSeq names its product peroxidase-like. NCBI's taxonomy places the organism in Eukaryota, Metazoa, Mollusca, Bivalvia, Venerida, Veneridae. Gene Ontology annotation, biological process: response to oxidative stress. Gene Ontology annotation, molecular function: heme binding; peroxidase activity. The record is from RefSeq and is a predicted model, not a curated record. The transcript is spliced from 15 exons. Bases 165 to 2075 code for a protein of 636 amino acids.